UGUUUACGUGGUGACGUGUACCGGAAGUAUUGAAUUAGCAAUUAGCUGUAGAAGCCUUAUAGAACUGUAUUAUAGUUUUCCGUUUGCGUUUUUGCUUAAUUUUAUUUCAGUUGUGCUGAUUUGUCACAUAUGUGCAUUAAAUGCUGUUAUAUAUUUUCUCAGAUGUUAAAACUAACCUGCUAGCGUGCGCUUAGCCUAGCUAACAGCGUUACCUUGUGGUUACUUUUGCUCUUUCACGCUUUCAGGUCUGCAUCUUCAGCCUCUGUGCACUGAAGCAAUGGCAAAUCCAAAUGACCUACAGUUUCAAGAGUUUGAAGAAGCAGCAGCAUUAUUGUCUGCAGACCCUGCAGCCUCCACACUCAGUGUAUCUGCCUCCAACGCUAACACAGCAGAAGAAGGAGGAGGAGGAGGAGAAGAUGUGAAACUGAACAUGUCAGAGGAUGAGGAGGGUAUUGAGGAGAGUUCAGAGCUCUUAGGAGGACAGAAACCAAGCAGUGGCUUCUGGACCUUUGAAUACUAUCAGUCUUUCUUCAAUGUGGACACAAUGCAGGUGCUGGACAGAGUUAAGGGGUCGAUGUUACCAUUACCUGGGAGGAACUUUGUCAAACACUUCCUCAGAAAUAACCCUGAUCUGUACGGUCCGUUCUGGAUCUGUGUAACUCUGGUGUUCUCAGUCACCAUCAGUGGGAACCUCUCCACCUUCCUUAGCAAGAUGGGAAACUCGUCUUACCACUACAGACCACAGUUCCACAGAGUAACGAUAGCUGCAUUCGUAAUCUUCUUGUACGCCUGGUUGGUUCCAAUUGGUUUAUGGGGCUUCCUGACCUGGCGACAAGGUGGAGAGAGGCAGAUUAGAGGUUAUUCCUUCCUGGAAACUGUUUGUGUCUACGGCUACUCUCUCUUCAUCUACAUCCCCACAUCUGUGUUGUGGAUCAUACCAAAUGAAUGGUUCCAGUGGACACUGAUCCUUGUUGCCAUCUUGAUCUCUGGCUCCGUUUUAGUCUUUACCUUCUGGCCCGUUGUCUGCAAUGACAGCAAGGUGAUGGCACUUGCUACAGUGGCGACCAUAGUGAUUUUGCACAUGUUGCUGGCAAUUGGCUGCAAGAUGUACUUCUUCCAGACAGCAGUCGACAAAACAUUGAAUCCUAAAGUGCCCACCAAUGACACAGUACUGACCAUCGAACCCCACUGACCAACAUAAAGGAGGACUAAUAGAAAUUUUUUUUUUGUUGUUUUUGUUUUUUUAUCAUUUAAAAAUGUGAAACUGGUUAAGGAAAUGUUGAUUAUUGCUGUUGUGCAUUUUCUUUUAUGCUCUUUUGAUGAAGUUUUGGGACAGGUGUCUGUGGGUGUUUACCUAAUUUAUUUCGAGUUGGUUACGUGGCAUUUUUACACUGCACUAACUUCUACGGGGACAUGUUAGGGUGUGAAGCAUGUCACUGUUCUGCAUCAGUUUCUUCAGCACCAAAGAGACAUUUUUUUCCAUCAAAGGAUUCAAGUGCUUCAGAUUCAGGAGAAAAAUCUGAAAAAUGAUGGUAAUUUGGAGUCUACAUUGAAACCUUGUUCCUACCAAUUGAAUUCCACUGUGCACAACACACGCACUGGUAAUAACAAUGUGAUUACAUGGACUACAUACUGGCCCAAAUCCUUAUUAGUGAUAUCAGCGCCUGUAACCAAUUGCCUUUUUUUUUAAGCAGAUAUUUUUGAAAUGCAUUGUACAAGGAAGGGGGAAAAAAUGUAUCCUUGAGCCGUGGGAAAGGAAGCUAUGGUAGGCUGCUGUGAACUUUUUUUUUUUUUUUUUUUUAGUGUUACUGGAAAUGCACCGUUUUGUAACUUCCAGUUGAUUAAAAAAAUGUGCAAAUUCAGCAAAAGGGUUUGUUUACAAAAAUAUGUAUUUGUGGUUGUGCUGCACUUUUCUUAAUAAAUUUAACUUUAAAGGGGUGA
Thalassophryne amazonica is the source of this 1941-nucleotide messenger RNA. RefSeq names its product Yip1 domain family, member 2 (gene yipf2). Gene Ontology annotation, biological process: vesicle-mediated transport. Gene Ontology annotation, cellular component: Golgi apparatus; membrane. The coding region runs from base 278 to 1192 and encodes 304 amino acids. Gene Ontology annotation, molecular function: small GTPase binding. The record is from RefSeq and is a predicted model, not a curated record. The transcript has 9 exons. NCBI's taxonomy places the organism in Eukaryota, Metazoa, Chordata, Actinopteri, Batrachoidiformes, Batrachoididae.